AGCACUGCCGGCCCCGCACCCAGCCCAGUGCCGGGGAGAGGAGAUGGGUGCAGGACGGGGCGUCCCCAUGGCCCAGCUGGCCCUUCUCACCCUGCUGGCACUGCCGGGCGCCGGGGCGGUGACAGCGGAGAACAUGCUCUCCCAGGUGGCCUUCUACCAGCGCACGGACCCGGCCCAGCGGGAGGCCGGGGAGUUCAUGUUCGAGUUCGACCAUGACGAGAUCUUCCAUGUGGACCUGGAGAGGAAGGAGACCGUCUGGCGCCUGCCCGACUUCGGCAAGUUCACCAGCUUCGAGGCGCAGGGCGCCCUGGGCAACAUGGCCGUGCUGAAGAAGAACAUGGAGAUCAUGAUCCAGAGGUCCAAUCGCACGCGGGCCCAGACCGUGCCCCCUGAGGUGACCGUGUUCCCCGAAGAACCCGUUGAGCUGGGGGAGCCCAACGUCCUGAUCUGCUUUGUGGACAAGUUCUCCCCACCGGUGCUCAGCGUGACGUGGCUGAAGAACGGGCAGGAGGUGACAGGGGGAGUCUCCGAGACCGACUUCUACCCCCGCCAGGACAACUCUUUCCGCAAGUUCUCCUACCUGGCCUUCCUCCCUAGCCAAGGCGACUUCUACGACUGCCGGGUGGAGCACUGGGGGCUGCCUGAGCCCUUCACAAAGCACUGGGAUAAACGCAGGGAGGAGCCGGGGCCCCGAAUCCCCCUGGUGCCUGCGUGGGACCCACUCGCACCACCACCCACUGUCCCCACUCCGCGCCCAUUGGUGCCAGCUGCUGUACCCAGACCCCUGGCCCCGUUAUUGCGCUGAGCCAACAUGCUAGAGACUCGCCAUCGAGCCGGCCCCUUGGGCUCCCCCCCUUCUCCGCACUCCUGUGCUGGGCUUGCGGGGAGCACCUAUCUCCGGAGAGGGCUGCUGCCCAUGGGGCUGGGAAUGGGGGUCGCCCCUUGUCAGGGAGCAGCAGGGGAGAGGGCUGCUGCCCCAUGGGGCUGGGAAUGGGGGUCGCCCCUCAUCGGGGGCAGCAGGGCCCACGGGGCUGAUCCAAACCCCAUUGCCGUCACGGGGAAGGUUUCUCUUGAAUCCAAUGGGUGCUGGAUUGGGCCCCGAGUCCGGCCCCUAUUGGCCAGAGGCUGCUGUCAGUCACCCCAGGUACAGCCCCUCCACCCACUACCCAGAAGGCUUUGGGCCAGAUUGGGCCAUUCCCGGUCAAUAGGGUCCCUGUGGGGCAGGAUUGGGCCCAUGGCUGGGGGUAGUCCCAGUGCCCGGCUAACGGCCCCAUCGCACCCGUGUGCGGCUCCCCCGGGGUCCAGCCCUGCCGAGCCCAGCGCCCAGCGCGGGGUCUGUGUGGGAAGGGCCCAGUCCCUGUACAGCCCCCGCCCUGUACCCCUCCAUCGCUCUGCAGCUUUGCUAACAGCAAUAAAGUGGGUUUGGGACGUU
Chelonoidis abingdonii (Abingdon island giant tortoise) is the source of this 1432-nucleotide messenger RNA. Its product is annotated as HLA class II histocompatibility antigen, DR alpha chain-like. The record is from RefSeq and is a predicted model, not a curated record. NCBI's taxonomy places the organism in Eukaryota, Metazoa, Chordata, Testudines, Testudinidae. Gene Ontology annotation, cellular component: MHC class II protein complex; membrane. Gene Ontology annotation, biological process: antigen processing and presentation; immune response.